AUGGCAACCAAGACCGACCCCACCACCACCCGAACUGUCCUUGAACCAUUGCUCACCUUCGAUCUUACUAUUCACUCUCACGCUUCAAUAAAAUCAGUUGCAAUUUCACCAAUCUCAACAAAUUCUCAAUAUUUCAUUUACCUAGGUACUUCAUCUGGUUCCCUUCUCUUGCUCUCCACAAACCCAGAAAACCCGAAUGACAAAACCCCCACCAAAGACCCGAAAUCGACACUGGAUUUUGAUGUUUCGUUUCGAAACGUUUCGUUGAUAAAAUCCGUUUCCGUUGCUGAUUUGGGGGUAGAAACGGUCCUCGUGCUUGAUGAUAUUGGGAAGGUUAUUGUUCUCUGUGAUGGGUUUUUGUUUAUGACGGAUUCGGGUUUGGUGCAACCCGUUAAGAAACUGGGGUUUUUGAAAGGGGUUUCUUUUAUCUCUAAGAGAAUCAAGAGUAGCGAAUUGGAGUGUAGUGAUUUAUUCAGUGUUAGUAGUUUGGAGGGUUCAACUGCAAGUUCUCGAAUUUUGAGCAGAUUAGGAGGCGGGAUUAGAGCUAAUGGGGUUAAAAGUAAAGAUUUUGUGCAAAAAAGUGAGGGUGAUUAUGUUUUUGCUGUCGUGGUUGGUAAAAAGUUGAUGUUAAUAGAGCUUAGAGUCGGUAAGAAUGAUAAGGAAGUUGAUUUGAUGGUUUUGAAAGAAAUGCAGUGUGUUGAUGGGGUCAAGACAAUAGUUUGGAUCAAUGAUUCGAUAAUUGUUGGCACGGUUAAUGGGUAUAGUUUGUUUUCGUGCGUUACUGGCCUAAGUGGGGUGAUUUUUACAUUGCCUGAUGGUUCUAGUUUGCCAUUGCUUAAGUUGCUGUGGAAAGAAAAGAAGGUGUUGUUGUUGGUGGAUAAUGUUGGGAUUGUUGUUGAUGCACAUGGGCAGCCAGUUGGAGGGAGUUUGGUGUUUCGUAAGGGCCCAGAUUCUGUUGGGGAGUUGGCUUCUUAUGUAGUGGUAGUGAGGGACGGGAAGAUGGAGUUGUAUCAUAAGAAAUCGGGUAGCUGUGUACAGACUGUUAGUUUUGGCAGUGAAGGAGUUGGGCCAUGUAUUGUUGCGGAUGAGGAAAGUGGGAAUGGGAAACUUGUUGCUGUUGUGACGCCCACCAAGGUUAUUUGCUACUGUAGAGUACCUACUGAAGAACAAAUCAAAGAUCUAUUGAGAAAGAAAAACUUUAAGGAAGCCAUCUCCUUGGUGGAGGAGCUUAAGAGCGAUGGUGAAAUGUCUAAUGAAAUGCUAUCCUUUGUUCAUGCCCAAGUGGGGUUCCUGCUGCUCUUUGACUUGCAUUUUGAGGAAGCUGUUAACCACUUUCUGCAGUCAGAGACAAUGCAACCUUCCGAAGUGUUUCCAUUUAUCAUGCGAGACCCAAAUCGCUGGUCGCUGCUGGAACCGAUAUUGGGGUUUGCAUCCUCCCCUGUUCCUCUUGAAGAUGUUGUUGAUGAUGGGUUGAUGGCCAUCCAAAGAGCAAUUUUCCUUAAAAAGGCAGGUGUAGAUACUACAGUCAAUGAAGAUUUUCUGUUGAAUCCUCCAACUAGAGCUGAUUUACUUGAGUUGGCAAUAAAAAAUAUGAGCAGAUAUCUUGAGGUUUCUCGUGAAAAAAUAUUGACUUCUUCAGUGAGAGAGGGAGUUGACACACUUCUAAUGUACCUCUAUAGAGCCCUAAACCGCGUUGAUGAUAUGGAAAAGCUUGCAUCUUCUGGAAACAGCUGCAUUGUGGAGGAGUUAGAAACUUUGUUAGAUGAAUCUGGGCAUUUACGGACGCUCGCCUUCUUAUUUGCAAGUAAAGGGAUGAGCUCAAAGGCUCUUGCCAUAUGGCGCAUUUUGGCAAGAAAUUAUUCUUCUGGUCUGUGGAAAGAUCCUGCUAAGCAUGAAUUACCGGAAGGCAAUACAAAUGUUAUCUCUGGCAGAGAGAUUGCUGCGAUUGAGGCAGCAAAAAUUCUCGAGGCGCUAUCUGAUCAGGAUUUGGUUUUGCAACAUCUUGGAUGGAUUGCCGAUGUUAACCCGGUACUCGCAGUUCAAGUUUUGACAUCGGAGAAAAGAGUAGAUCAGCUUUCACCGGAUGAAGUAAUUGCUGCCAUUGAUCCAAAAAAGGUUGAAAUUCUCCAAAGGUAUCUCCAGUGGUUGAUUGAAGAUCAAGACUCUUGUGACACACAGUUCCAUACCCUAUAUGCACUUUCACUUGCAAAGUCAGCAAUUGAAACUUUUGAGGUGGAAAGUACCUCCCAGGACCCUGAUGGUGGAAGGCUGGAGGAAACAGGAAUUUCUGAUUUUGGCAGAAGCUCAAUCUUUCAAAGUCCUGUACGAGAAAGGUUGCAGAUUUUUUUACAGUCAUCAGACUUGUAUGAUCCGGAAGAGGUUCUUGAGUUGAUUGAGGGAUCAGAGCUAUGGCUGGAAAAGCUGGAGGAUAGUGAAGCUGCUGAACUAUAUUGUGCAGAGAUUGGCAGACCAGAUGCCUAUAUGCAGUUGCUUGAUAUGUAUUUGGAUCCACAAAAUGGUAAAGAGCCCAUGUUUAAUGCUGCCGUUAGACUUCUGCAUAAUCAUGGGGAAUCACUGGAUCCGUUGCAAGUUCUAGAGACAUUGUCUCCAGAUAUGCCCCUCCAACUUGCCUCAGAUACGAUACUAAGAAUGUUGAGGGCUCGGCUUCAUCAUCAUCGCCAAGGACAAAUUGUGCAUAAUCUGUCCCGUGCUCUUGAUGUUGAUGCAAAACUUGCAAGAUUGGAGGAAAGAUCGAGGCAUGUACAGAUAAAUGAUGAGAGCCUUUGUGAUUUGUGUCAUGCCCGGCUAGGGACCAAACUGUUUGCAAUGUACCCAGAUGACACUGUUGUCUGUUACAAGUGUUUCCGUCGUCUGGGAGAGUCCACUUCUGUCACAGGUCGCGACUUCAAGCGAGAUCCACUGUUCAAGCCAGGUUGGCUCGUUACCCGCGAAUCUAGAAAUAGGGCUCUAUAUAGGACUCCUGAUAGUUAUACAAGCUUGGUAGCUUCCAAAUUUCAGAAAAUGAGUGGUUUGCUUUGA
Molecule: messenger RNA, 3039 nt
Organism: Dovyalis caffra
Lineage: Eukaryota; Viridiplantae; Streptophyta; Magnoliopsida; Malpighiales; Salicaceae
Source: the annotation of a GenBank genome assembly